AUGUUGCUGCUCAUAGAUGUCCUGCUCCUUAUUCUGCACUCUGUAGUUUCAGACUUGGUUGGACAGCCUGCCUACCAAAACCUAAGACAGCGCGUUGACAACUUUGUUGCAAACCACUUGGCAACUCAUACUUGGAGUCCUCAUCUCAACAAGAAUCAACUAAGAAACAAUAUUAGACAGCAAGUCCUUAAAUCAGGAAUGCUGGAAUCUGGUAUCGACCGAAUUAUUUCUCAGGUCGUGGAUCCAAAGAUCAACCACACAUUCAGACCUCAGGUGGAGAAAGCAGUACAUGAGUUUUUGGCCACACUCAAUCACAAAGAGGAAGCAGGUGGCAGUGCAGUUCCUGCUGAUGAGAAACCAGACUCUUCCACCAUUACACAAGGUGUCCCUACUCCUGGCCCCAGUGCUAACGUAGCCAAUGAUGCCAUGUCAAUCUUAGAAACCAUAACUUCUCUAAACCAGGAAGCUAGUGCUGCCCGGGCCUCAACCGAAAUGUCAAACUCCAAGGCCAGUGAGAGACCAUCCAAAAAACUCUCCUCCCAGCCAAGCAUGGACACUAGCACUGACAAAGAAAGAGCUUCAGAGGACGCAGUCGGCAAAGAAAAGACUGUGCCUGACUGUCUGGGGGAAGGAUUGGACACAGCCCCGAAGUCUGAAGAACUCAGUGAUCUUCAGGGCCCAGCUGAAGAAAUAAAAAAUCACAUGAAAGAGAAUAAUAGCUUGAUUCUGCCAAAUAAGGAUGUUCAGCAGGAAAGCAGUGACCAAAAGAAUAAAUCAGCAGACAAAGGUGAAAAGAAACCAGACAACAGUGAUAAAGGAGAAAGGAAAAAAGAAAAGAAGGAAAAAACUGAAAAGAAACUAGAUUACUCAAAAAGGAAUGAAGAUACACUAAAAGUAAAAGAUGAAAAACAAGGAAAGGAAAAAGAAGUGGAAGGUGCAAAACUUUCUUCAGAAAAAAACAGUAAUAGAGGUAAAACUGUUGAAGGGACAAAGGAAGAUUGUUCUUUAGUAGACUCUGAUGUGGAUGGACUUACCGACAUCACAGUUAGCUCUGUUCAUACUAGUGAUCUUUCAUCUUUUGAAGAAGACACUGAGGAGGAGGUUGUCAUGUCUGAUAGCAUGGAAGAAGGAGAGAUUACAUCAGAUGAUGAAGAGAAGAGCAAACAGAAUAAAACAAAAACUCAAACUAGUGAUUCUAGUGAAGGAAAAGCAAAAAGCAUACGACAUGCUUAUGUUCACAAACCAUAUCUUUACUCGAAGUACUACAGUGAUUCUGAUGACGAGCUCACGGUAGAACAGCGGCGACAGUCCAUCGCAAAAGAAAAAGAAGAAAGACUUUUAAGAAGACAAAUUAAUAGGGAGAAACUUGAAGAAAAACGAAAACAAAAAGCAGAAAAGACGAAGUCUUCCAAAGGGAAAAGUCAAGGCAAAAAUAAUGUGGACUUAGAAGAAUCAGCAACAAAGAGUUUGGAACCGAAAGCCGCUAGAAUUAAAGAAGUUCUUAAAGAACGAAAAGUUUUAGAGAAAAAGGUAGCCUUAAGCAAAAAAAGAAGGAAAGAUUCAAGGAACACUGAAGAGAAUGCCAAAAAGAAACAGCAGUCUGAAGAAGACUUUAAAGAAAGCCUUAAAACAAGUGAGCACUGUGAAAAGGAAAAGGCAUCUUCUUCAAAAGAACUAAAGCAUGCUCAUACAAAAAGCGAGCCAAGUAGACCUGCCCGGAGACCUUCAGAAACCUUACAUUCUGCUGAUGAAAACAAAAAUGAGUGUAAAGUAGAGAGAGAACAUAAAAGGCGAACAUCUACCCCUGUUGUGUUGGAAGUGACUCAGGAAGAAACUGAUACAAGAGAUGGAAAAAGACAAACAGAACGCUCAGAAGUUGGCACAGAAGAACCUCAGAAACAGAAAAACACACUUAAAAAUGAAAAGCAUCUAAAGAAAGAUGAUUCUGAAAUGUCACACUUGAAAAACCUCCCUAAGAAAGAGGCAAAAACCUCCAAGGAGAAACCUGAAAAAGAAAAAACUCUGUCAGAAGAGAAAUUGUCUACAAAACAUAAAUAUAAGAGUGACAGCACACAUAAAACUGGGGAUGAGACUGAAACACACCCUUCAGAGAAAGGUUUGAAAGGAGAAGAAAAUAAUCAGAAGCAAAGUCAACAAACAAAGCCUUCAGAUGAUAAAGCUGAACGAAAAAGUAAACAUAGGAAUGAAAGGAAAUUGUCAGUUUUAGGCAAAGAUGGAAAGCCAGUGUCUGAAUAUAUUAUAAAAACAGAUGAGAAUGUGCGUAAGGAAAACAGCAAAAAAGAGAGACAUCUGUCGACUGAGAAGACCAAAGCAGAGCACAAAUCAAGAAGAUCAAGUGAUAGUAAAAUUCAGAAAGAUGCAAGUUCUAAGCAACAUGUGGUCACUGGACAGAGAAGAAGCGAAAGUUAUUCAGAAGAUAAAUGUGACACAGAUCCAACUAAUGUAGAUAACAGUGUAAAACCAGAAGAGCUUGUUCACAGGGAGAAGAGAAGAACAAAGAGCUUGCUUGAAGAUAAACUUACAUUGAAGUCAAAAUCGAAAGGUCAAGGCAAACAGUUAAGAGUUGCUGAAACAGAAUUACAAGAAAGCGUCACGAAACAGGCUGCCACUCCAAAACCAGAGAAGGAAAAGACCACAGAAGAAAAUGACCCAGAUAAACCACGCAAGGCUAAAGUUGAGGACAAACCCCUAGAAGAAACUGGUGCUGAACCUGUAUUAGAGAGCGCCUCCUUUUCACAUAGUGUACAGAAAGAUUCCGGUCACAGAGCUAAACUACCAUUGCUAAAGGAGAAAUGUAAAGGAGAGAAGGAGUCAGGCUCCUCCAGACUUGAGAGGAAGUUGUCAGAUGGGCACAAAAGCAGAAGCAUGAAGCAUAGUAGUAAAGACAUAAAAAAGAAGGAGGAAAAUAAAGCAGAUGACAAAGAUGGUAAAGAAAUUGACAGUAAUCAUGAGAAGUUGAGAGGGAACGGUCCAGUCACAGAAAAGAAAUUAAGUAGACGGUUGUGUGAAAAUCGAAGAGGAAGCGUAUCACAAGAAACGACCAAAGGAGACGAAAAAUUAACAAACCCUUUGGGUACUCUCAGUAGUUCCUCCCUUCAGAAACCAAAAAGAAGUGAUACAUCAGUUCCUGAACUAGAGCCGAUGGAAAUUGAUUCUGAUACAGGUGCUGGAAAUGUAUUUGAAAUACUUAAAACCCAAGACAACAGCAAUAAUAGUUCUCAACAAGAUAAAGACUCUGAAAAUGUCACAAAACAGAAAGCUACUACUCCAGCUGUAAAGGAUGAAUUAAAAAUUGCCACAGAUCUGAAACCAGCUACAGCCUGUAAACUGGUCCGUGGAACAGGAACAUCUAGCAAUUCAGAAAAGCAAACUGACCACAAAAGCACCUUGGCCAAGAAAGUACAGAUGCAGGUUGCCAUGUCCAAACCAAAUCCCAGGGAGAAAGAGCUUGUUCAACAGGGAGCUCAGGAAAUGGACAUAGACUCCGAAAUGAGUCAUAGAAUACUGCCUCCUAGCUCUUCAGAAAGUGGAGGGCUGCAGAGAGACUUGAAAUGCUCAGCCAGACCCACUGAAGAACAUGCUGCUCAAGGAGAUGUUGCUCUUGAACAUUCCACAGAUGCAAACCCCCCUCCGACCUUAAGUUCAGUGAAUGUUGUGCCUCAGACUGAACCUCGAGCUUCAGAUGUAAUUCCUGUAGUUGGCAGAACUGCCUCAGAAGGGCAUGUUGGCAGCACCUCCCUCGUGGCUCAUGCUGAUCCCCCUAACCAAAGCUUAACUGUUAAGAAAUCAGAGGUCCCUGGGCCCAGUGCUGGCAAAGAUAGUGAAGGUUCCACAGUAGGUGCCUCAGCAGAAACAAGCAUGGCUGGCAGAAGUCACAUUCCAGAAGGCCACCAGGCCCCACCGCUGAACAGUGGAGAUUUUAAAAUAAAUACACCUCUUACCAGCGAGUCCACAGACAUGACUGUGAGAAACAACAUUGAAAAAGACAGAAAGACAGAUACAACCCAGAGAGAAAAUGAUCUCAGUAUAGAGCCCACUCUAAAGCAGACAGUUACAGCUACAGACAGAAAUGGGGGAACUGUUGACCUUAUGUGCACUCACCCAGAUGAGAUAAAUGUAUCAGCUGGUGCUGAAAGAAGAAAUCAGAACACUGAAGUAGACACCAGUGGUGGAGGGGAUGCUGCGUCCUCCAUUUUGCAGCAAAAGAAUGGAGCAGCUGGGUCUGAUAGAGCAGAAAAGGCUUUUGUUCCCACUAGUACGGAAGAGAAAGACCAGGGCAUCACCUUGAUCCCAGCAAAGAAUGGAGAUGCUACCACUACUUCCUCAGAAACAGAGAGUAGAGUGGCUCUGCCAUGCAGCAGCAUCGAAGCAGAUGAAGGCUUCAUAGUGGGUACCUGCACCAUAAACAAUCCCCUCCAGGGUGGGGCAGAAGCCAGUGAAUGCACUGUUUUUGCUGCAGCCGAAGAGGGUGGGGGUAUCGUCACCGAAGGAUUUGCUGAAAGUGAAACUUUGCUCACAAGCACCAAGGAAGGUGAAAGUGGAGAGUGUACCGUGGCCGAAUCAGAAGAUGGAACCGCAGCCCUCACAGCUGCUCAUCCGUGUGAAACCGAAGCCAGUGUGAACAGUGUUGUGUCUGAAGAGAAAGACGAUGCAGUAACCAGUGCAGGCUCUGAAGAAAAGUGUGAUGGUUCUUCAAGCAGGGACUCAGAGAUAGUGGGAGGGACUGUUACUUUUAUUAGCGAAGUCGAAAGCGAUGGUGCAGUUACAAGUGCUGGGACAGAAAUAAGAACAGGAUCCAUGAGCAGUGAAGAGGUUGAUGGUACCCAGGGAGACCAGACAGGAACGGGUCCCAAAAAAGAAACAGAGGGCACUGUGACAUGCACGGGAACAGAAGGCAGAAGCAAUAACUUUGUGACAGGAGCAGGGCCCAGGGAGGAGCGUGUGGCUGCAGGGACAGAGGUGGUCCUGGUGGACAACAAUGUACCCCCUGGUACAGGUGCCAACCAGGAAGGUGAUGGCUCUGUGAUUGAUGGGGCAGAAGGUGAGAGUGCAGUCACUAGCACAGGCAUUACAGAGGAAGAUGGGGAGGGGCUGGCGAGUUGCACGGGCUCAGAAGAUAGUGGUGAAGGCUGUCUGAUAAGUUCCGAAACAGAAGAAGGUGGAGAGAGUGCAAUGGACAGCACAGUAGCCAAAGAAGUUACUGCUAUCCCCUUAGUCGCUACUGGCCCCUGUGAUGAUGAAGGCAUUGUGACCAGCACAGGCGCAAAGGAGGAGGACGAGGAGGGCGAGGGCGUUGUGACCAGUACUGGGAGAGGCAAUGAGGUUGGACAUGCUUCCAUGUGCUCAGCUAUAAUAGGUGAGGACAAUGAAGGUGUGUUGAUUUGCGAAAGUGCAGAAGGCGACAGUCAAGUUGGUCCUACAGCAGACCGCGUGGACACUGAGGCUGGGGCAGCCCUCAUGAAUGCAAAUGAAAGUAACGUUGACAGUGUGAGUGCUGCAGAGAAGGAACUCAAAGACACAGAGAUCUGCUCCAGUGCCAAGGGGAUCGUGGAAAGUAGUGUGACCAGCGCAGCUGCAGGGAAGAGUGAAGGGGCACCAGUUCUGGGAGAUGGCGAGGAUCCCAUGGUGAGCGCGGCUUCUGACCAAAGUGGUGGUCAGCUUGGUAGGAAAGAAAAGGCUGAAGAUGCCACUAUUUCCACUGGUCUGGUGGAGGGCAGUUAUGUUCUUGUAUCUGGUGCCAUUCCGGAAUGUGAAGUGGAUCACACAUCACCAAGUGAAAAGGAAGAUGAAGGUGUCAUCACCUCUGCGGAGCAUGAAGAGUGUGAUGGCCUCAUGGCUACUACAGUCAGUGACGAUAUUUCCAACCAGGAGAGCUUAGCUGGGGGUGAAGGUCGAGGCAAAGGCCUGAUGAUUUCCACCAGUACAUCCAACGAUUGUGCCCCUCAGGUGAGCACGAUUCUAGAGGCAGGAGAAGGCCAUUCGGAUACCCUGAGAAGUGAAGAAAAUGCGCAAGGCACCAGGGUAAACAUGGAAGAUUUUGAGGCCCCCACACCCAGUGCAGUUUCGGGUGAUGCAGGCCAGCUUCCUCCUAGCAGAUGUGAAGAGAAAGACGAGUGUGCCAUGAUUUCCACAAGCAUAGGGGAGGAGUUCGAAGUGCCUAUUUCCAGUGUAGUGACCCUCACCUGUGCUGAAAGUCAGCAUCUGCUCACAGUGGUUGAAGAAAGGGCUAAUGGUCCCAUCUUCGUGAGCACAGAGGACUUUGACGUUCCUAUGCCUAGUGCUCCUGCAGAAGUUGAAGGUCCUCUUGCCUCAACCAGCAAGGAGGAAAAAGACGAGUGUGCUCUCAUUUCCACCAGCAUAACUGACGACUGCGAGGCCUGCGUUUCUGGAGCGAAUGAAAACACACAGUCUGCUACGGACGGGAGCGCGGUCAUCUCAACCAGCUCAGUGGAGGACUGUGAUGGCUCUGUGUCCAGCGCCGCCCCUCAGGAGGUGACCUGCCCUUCAGUCACUACAGCAGAAGAGACAAACGACACUGCCAUGAUUUCCACAAGCACUGAAGGAUGUGAGGCAAUCAUGGUUGGUUCUGUCCCCCUGGAUGAGGACCGAGCCACCAUUGCAAGAGUGGAAGACAGCAGUGAUGCUGCCGUCAUCUGCACCAGCACAGCAGAGUGUGUGCUGACAGCCGCCAGCUUGGACCAGCCCAGAGAGGAUCAUCUGGCUGCACCCAAGCCCACGGGGCACCAUGAGCUGUCCAUGGCUAGCGAGAACAAGUGUGAGGUCCCUGUACCCAGUGUCACUGCUGAGAACAGCACUCAGUGCCCUGGGCUAAUUGCUGGAGACAAGAAAGAGGACCCCAUGCCAGCCAUGAGCGCUGAGGAAGGGCGGGAGCGGCUGCCAGUCUGUGAGCCUUCAGUUGCCCAGGGCCAACCCAGUGCUGAGUGUGCUGAAGAGAGGGGCAGACAUGGCAAGGGCUGCCCUGGGCCAGACCCUUGUGCAGCAGGACAAAACCAAAGCACUGCGCAUCUCUUAGAUGCAGAAAAGGAAAAGGUGUCAUUGAGCACCGCUCAGACUGCGGCAGAAAGUCCAGUGGCUGAGACAGCAGAGGGUGGGGGCAUGGCCCCUUCAGCAGGGAAGGGCAUGGAGAAGAGUGCUACCUCCUCAUCUGCCCAACUGAGAGGACCAGGACAUUCUGGGCAUCUGGCUGAGGGCCUUUCUGUCAACACCCACUGUUGGGCAGCAGUAAACACCGGUGCUAAAGAAGUUGACGGCAUGUCACCUGUCAGGGAUCCUGCUGUGGAGUGUUCUGUUCCUCCAGACCAUCUGGGUCCUGAGGACAGCAUGAAGACCCCUGCCACCAAACUUAUUAUGGGCCAGGAGGCAAAACUUGUUCCUUCUCAUACGGCAGUCCUUGCCCCUGCCUGCCAUGUCACUGUAUCUGCCCCUGGAUGUGAGGGAGACUUGACUACAGAGAGUGACCGCAGUGGCCAGUGGACUGAUGCAGCAUGUGCUGAGAAAACAGAGCCAGGGCACAGUGUGAGGACAUCACUCCUCAGGGAAGGAGACCUUGAGGUCACUAUUUGUGCUGAGCAAAAUUUGUGUGACAAAGGCAAUGAGGAAUCUCCAAAGGAUUUAGAAGGAUCAGAACUGACAGCCAACUUGCAGUCCAAGACAUUUGUGCCUUCAGAGGAAGAAAAAAACCAUGAAAUUCUAGCAAUGCAAGAAAGUCAGUGUGAGGAAAAGCCAAGUGGAAUGGAUGAGCUACAAAGAAAACCCCCAUUGCUGAAUGAAUCCCCAUGUGUUGAGAACUCAGACUCACGAACAAACGCAGAGAUUCCUAAUAAAUCUUGUAACAAAGAGAUAUCCACUGAUAGAAAAGACAACACAGAAAAAACCAGAAGUCACAGUAUUGAAGCAAGCCCCAAGGAGGUUGAAGAGGAAGAAAGGCAUAUCCCUACGAGAAAGGCGAAGAAGCACUACCCUUCCUCUGAAGAUGAACUGGAUGAUAUUCCAGAUGUCCUGGAUUCCAGAAUAGAAACAGCACGGAGACAGUGCUCUGAAGCUGAGCCACAAGACACCAAGGAGGAGAACUCUGGAGAUUGGGAAGAAUUGUCUAAAAUAAGUUCUAAAACAAACAACACUGUUUCAAGGACUGUGGAGGAAAAAGAUGAACUGAGCAGCAGUGAGGCGACUGGUGAAAAGAUAGAGCAGAAUGAAGAUGACAGCCUCAGAUCGCAAGAGGAAGAUCAGCCAGUAAUUAUUAAAAGGAAAAGAGGAAGACCUCGUAAAUACCCUGUGGAAACAGCACUAAAAAUAAAAGAAGAUUCCAAAGCAGACACUGGCAUUGUCUCUGUGGAGCAGCCUACACCUAGCAGCAAACUGAAAGUAAUGCAAGCAGAUGAGUCUAAUAAAGAAACAGCUAACCUACAAGAAAGAAGUACAAGCAGUGAAGACAGUGAGGAAAAAACAGCAAGUGCUCGUCGGAGAGGAAGAAAGCCCAAACGUUCGCUCACUCUGUCAGACGAUGCUGAAUCCUCGGAGCCGGAAAGAAAACGCCAGAAACUGCUUUCUGAAACAACUGAGGAUAAAAAAGAUCAGGAGUCUGAGGAGGAAGAGGAAGAAGAGGAAGAGGAUGAGCCCUUGGGAGCCACCACUCGGUCCUCCACCAGGUCCGAGGCACAGAGAUCAAAGACACAGCUCUCCCCUUCUACCAAGCGCAAGAGAGAAGUCAGCCCUCCUGGAGCACGGACGCGAGGCCAGCAGAGAGUGGAGGAAGCCCCCACAAAAAAGGCAAAGCGGUAAUCCCAACCGCCACUGUCAUGGCCCCCUGGGGAAGCGUGGAAGGGACGGAUGAACCUCAUGGCCAGAGGCUUCUUUUUUUUUUUUUAACCAAGAAACAGAUAUGCAUGGGCUGUAAGUUCCUAGGUGCAAGCUUUUUCUUGUUGUUUUAAACCGCUUUAUAAACUAUUGUUCAUAGAAGAUAUCAUCAUGUACAUUUAUUUCAGAUAAAGGACAGUAAGUUUACUUGUAUCUGAACUCAAAGUAGUUGUAUAUUUUAACAUUCAAAUUGGGGUUUCCCAAUGUGACACAUCACCGAGGCAAACCCCUCCAGCCCGUCAGACACCAGGCUGCCGGCCAGUGAUCUGUGUAUAGUAUAUAAACAUGUAAAAAUAGGUUGUAUUUUACUCUAUGUAUGAUGCUAAUCAAUGAACACUAUUUAUUUUACAGAGAAAACUUAUCUGUGAACUUUACUAUAUAUCUGUUUAUUUUAUUUUAUUUUAUUAUUAUUUUUUUUUAAUAAAGAGGGUUUUAAAUGCUGUGCAGUCGUUAGUAGCAACUUCUGUAGGACUCUGCCUGCCCGUGACUGACCCAGCAGGACGUGCAGAAGCUCGCAUGCACCGAGUAGUUUAGCUCAAGAAAGGGUCUCGCCGCUUUCUGGUCACAGUCAUGACUGCUUUUUAAGAAUGUAACUCAUUUUUAGAUGACACUUGCAUCUGUGACUUUGCCACCAGCCCCGUGAUGGUAGCCUGGUCAGGCAGAGCCGCCCGUCUCCUGCCACAGCAGGGCCCCUGUCAGCGCCCGCCCCUUCAUGUUCUUGGAAGCCCCCGAGGUUCCUCCCAUCUCUCUCAGCAAAGGGAAGCCCACGGCCGGUCAGGUCACUCCUACCUACGUAGCUCCAGGAUUUCAUGUUGUUUUUAUACACAAUUAUUUCAGGAUGAAGCUGGUUUUAUUGCCAGGUUCUUUUUUAAACAUGUUUUAACUUCCAUAUGAACAAAUUGUCCAACCUAAGUUUUUCAUAAAAUUAAACUUUUAUUAAGGUCAAAUUUGUCUCUUGCAAUGAUGUGAUGAGUUGCCAAAUAAUUGAGAUUAUUUUAAAAUGUUUUGUUCUUAUUCUUGUUUUAUAAUUAAAAUAUACAGUCAGUG
Molecule: messenger RNA, 9945 nt
Organism: Octodon degus (degu)
Lineage: Eukaryota; Metazoa; Chordata; Mammalia; Rodentia; Octodontidae
Gene: Bod1l1
Product: biorientation of chromosomes in cell division 1 like 1
Exons: 26
Coding region: 1-8823 (2940 amino acids)
Source: RefSeq, a predicted model, not a curated record